This is a messenger RNA of Diversispora eburnea, 600 nucleotides long. NCBI's taxonomy places the organism in Eukaryota, Fungi, Glomeromycota, Glomeromycetes, Diversisporales, Diversisporaceae. The record is from the annotation of a GenBank genome assembly.
AUGUCUGAACGAAAAUCAACAACAGCCAUAAAGGGUCAAGCCACCAAGGUCGAAAAAGAUUCGCAAUGGAAAAAACUAAGAGCCAUGACAAGUGAAAAAACUGAAAAAGAAAGUAAGCUGAUUAUCGAAAAAGGAAAACACUCUUCAACCACAGAAGUCAUUUCGAAUAUCUCCCCCUGGGAAGAAAACAUAUUUAUCACUACGGACGCCGAAGGAAAUUUCGAAUCCUUCACCAAGAUCAUGGGAUGCGGUAUAAUCGUCAAGAAAAUAGACGAUAUGACCACAUGGAACUUCAAUGCAAAAUCGGAGGGACCACCGUCAUCUAACAGGACUGAAUUGGGAGCGAUCAUUAUAGCGUUAAAAAUUAUGCCAACGGAAGGAAAGGCUACAAUAUACUCGGACAGCCUCGCCAUGAUCUCAGCCAUUAAGAUCGUAGAAGGCUUAAUCAAAAAGAAAAAAACUCGACUUCACAAGGUUACAGCUCACGCAGGAGAUAAAUACAAUGAGUUAGCUGAUGAGCAAGCAAAAAAAGGAGCAAAGGAAGGAGGAAAAAUAACAACAAACAUGGCCAUCAUAAAUCGAAUGGUCAAUGUAAAAUGA